Molecule: messenger RNA, 5263 nt
Organism: Dunckerocampus dactyliophorus (ringed pipefish)
Lineage: Eukaryota; Metazoa; Chordata; Actinopteri; Syngnathiformes; Syngnathidae
Product: TRAF3-interacting JNK-activating modulator
Exons: 13
Coding region: 2519-4102 (527 amino acids)
Source: RefSeq, a predicted model, not a curated record
AGCACAGAAGACACACAAGCAAAACCUAACCCAGAAAACCUUUCAAGGAAAACAAUGGAUGGGUACAAGGAAACAGUUUGGAUGAGAUGAUGGUGUGGUAGGUGACCUACUGAAAAAUAUUUGUAUUUUCUUGCAUAUUUCACUUUUUUUUUGCACACCCUCAACCAUUCAGAAUCCAGCAAGACACUGUGUGCAAGAGAAAGUGAAUAACCUACAACAAAUGUCCUUGCGAGCGUAACUAUCUAAUGUAGCAUUUGGUGCAGUUACUCAAUUCAAUACAAACUAGAGGUAAUUUUGUGCCAUUACAUAUACUGUACAUUACACCUACACUUGCUAGUUACUUUAUAAUAUUCACUGAACACUUCAGUGCAAAUGGAAAUAUGUGUUUAUUAGUGGAAAUGAGAAUGAAAUUAUUUUGAUUUAUCUCAUGGUAAAUGUUCAUACACACAUUUACUUAGGAAACAUUUGAAAUAUGAACACGUUUUAGGCAAAAUAUGGCAAUACAACCAAACAACUAAUGUCGCCUGGAGCUGGUUCAAGUACAGAUGAAACCAAGGGCAAGUUUUAUCCGCAUUUUAUUAUUUAGGGAGAAAAAAAUCCAAACCUACAUGGCCCUGUGUGAAAAAGUGAUUGCAUUUUGCAAAUUAAACAAGAAAACAAAAAAAAAACCAACAGCAAAAGUUCAAAGAACAGCAAGAAGGCACAAUGUAAUGAGACCUUGAAAUGUAAACAGUAUAUAAGAUGUUAGCAUAUCAACAUAGAUUGUUUUUAGCCUGUUUAAAAAAACAAACAAUAAUAAAUGUCCCCCAAAUCCUUUGAUUUGAUUUGAUGCCCUCAUUGUGUUGAGUUUGGACACCUCUGCACCUUUUAUACUGCAGCACCUACUACAAAAACACUAGUCAAAGAUCCUUUAUGACAGUGGUUCUACCCACCAUCACCCCUUAAUGACAAGCAGAAGCCCAAAUUACGAAACAUUUUUCAUGUCAAAUUUCUCAAAUAUCUUGAAUACUUAAUGAAACAACACUGCGUUUGAAUUUUACAAAACAUACUAUAUAAUUUCUCUGUGGCAUUCAACAUAAACAAAAUACAUUUCAACAAAUGUGCUAGAUUGAUGCUUAUUUACAUUAAAUAUACAUAUACAUGCUAGCAAUUAGCAAAAUGGCGAUUUCAAACCUCCACCUGUUAUCGUGUUUGCUUUUAGUGAAGAGAAAAGGUACCAAGUCACAAACAAGCAGGGGAAGGUAACUCCAGUGAGGGUAUAGAGCCAACAAAGUUUUAAAAAUGAUGCUCAUAUUUACAACUAUGUCACUGCAUCCAAAUACUUUUUGCCGCUAGCAUAGCAAGCUACUGAGCUAACUAGUUAGCCUCUCCAAUUUACAUAUUCUAAACUUAAGAAAGUGUUUCAAACGAAGUGGGGAAGAAGGACAAAGUAACCAAAAACUUACCACUUCCACACGGAAUGGGAGGAGAUUUUUUUUCACUUUGUCAUGUCGGACAUGCCAUGGCUGACUGGAUGCGGUGUGAAGGCAAUGUAAUCUAACGCCAUGUCUCAUCAGUGUAACAUUACUGAUGUUUAGUGGCCAGACUACUACAUAUAACCUGUAUUUCAAUAUUUUUUUGCUAAUAAUAGUUCAUAGUCAACCACGAAACAGCGGUCAUUUCAUUCAUCAAAUUUUGUGUGAGGGAACGAUGUUGGAACCGCAAUGUAGUAAGGGAUGACAGGAUUUUAUGUAAAACAGCUGUAAACCCUAAACAUUAAAUACUAUAUUUUCGUGGCAGUUCUACAGUAGCUAAGGGCCACAUGGACAAUUGCCCAGGGCGGCAUUCUCUGGGAGGCACCCCAAGAAUGAGGGGUAAAAAAAAAAAAUUAAAAAAAAAUGCUGGAUAGGCGUGAUCUACAUGUAGGAUUCUAGCUACUAGCGCCCACAUACUGCUUACAUGAAGUGGAAAAACCAAACCGAGUCAUGAGCGGGGUCAGUUCAUCACUGGGCUCCAGCACUCCGGUUAAUUAAAAGGUGAAAAAAACAAAUGCUUAAAAAUAAAACAAAUUGUGUAAUAUGAAAUAUAUUGGAGGCUCAAACGUGUUAUUUUAGAAAAUGUUAAAUAACAAAGAUGAAGGAAUUGUGAGUCAGUAUGAGUUACUUUAGCUGUUGGCUGCUUGUUGAUUGGUUAUGAUGAUAUAGUGUCAACAAAACAUCAUGGAAAAGAGAAAGUCCAAGUCAUUGGGUGUACAAUUUAAAAAAAAAAAAAAGAGGAAUGAAGAAGAGGAGAAAGCAGCAUAAGAUAAGAAGUAUGGAGCUUUGCUUUAUGUAUGACGUAAGGCGGUGCAUCGAAAGAGGGACUCGCACAGGGCGCCAUUGAAGCUAGAACCACCACUGGAUGUAAGUGUACACUAGUGACGUAGUAGUCUUUUACUUCCAGUCCACUGUGGUAGUGAAUAAAGGCUAUAUAAAACCACUCUCACGUUCCUAAUACUUCUGCACCUGACACGUAACUAAUAUUUGUGUGUGUGCAAGCUAUGGACGUGCUUUGUCGCGGUGGACUCCAAGUGUCCCCCUUGAAAGACUUUGAUCGCAAACUGGAGAUCAGAACAGAGAAACAUGAGCAGCUACGAAGACGCACGAACGUGACGUCAUGUCGGAGCCCUGCGAGAGACGACGACACGGUACUGUUAAAACAUCGACUCAAGGAAAAGAGACAGACUGAGUUUCUGAGGAGGAGGUCUCUUUUGAGUCCGUUGGCGUCCAAGAGUAUAAGAGGUUCUUCAUCAGAGUGGUUCUCCUACUCAGGCUCGUCCUGGAGUCUACAAAGCAGCCCAAACACAGACGACUGGCAGAUGAUGAUGAUGUUGAUGGAGGAAGCAUCUUCCUCCAUGGAAGACAUCACAAUGGAGAACAUCACACAUGAAACAAUCAUUGAUGCCACAAAGAUGAGGAGCGAGGCAGGUGUUCAAACAGAGUCUGGCCUUGUGACCAUCAAAGAAUCCGAUGUUCUGCAGUUACAAGAUUACUUGCAGGAGGCCUUGUGGAGGGAGGAGACCAUCAAGAAGAAACUGGCAGCCCUGCAGGAGAGCAUAGCACAGCUUCUCAACACCUCCAACACAGUGUGGAAGAGUCGCUCCAACGAAGACGUGCUGAGAAACAAGAUUAAGGUCCUCGAGGCACAGCUGCAACCUUACGUGCAGAGGUUUCCAAAGGACGCAACGAGGAAACUGGUGCUCCAAAUGAAAAAGCAGAAAGUGAUGUUUGAGGAGAAGACCCAUAAGUUUGCCCAGGAGAAAAAUGAGGCACUCAGCAAGACGGGGGAAGCACUGAAUACUGCAAAGGUGGACGUCCUGAGGUUGCAGGACCUUUACAAGGAGCUCAUGCAUACGUGUGAAAAGCUCCGGCAGCAACAAGACUUCAGCACUGAUCAGCUGCGUCAGCAGCAAGUCCAAAUUGAGCUGUCCAGAUGCAGAGAGGCGGCACUGACAGAGGAGCUGGUGUCACUGAGACAAGAGAAGAACGAGCUGCAGUUCAACAUUGGCCUGCUGGAAGAGUACAACCAAUUUCUCAGAGACAAACAGCGGAGCUGUAGCGAUGGCAACAUCGAGGAAAAGGAUGGGGUGGUUCAGAAGACACCAGAGGAAGAAGCAAAGCCAAAGAGAGACGUAAUGGUUGAGAGGACACCGGAGGAAGAAGGAUCGAAGAGGGACUCUGACUUGUUGGAGGAGCAGCUUCUUUACACUCAGAAGGAACUCAGAUUAAAGGAGAAAGAGUGUGAGUCCUUGCAGACGGAGUUACAUACAAUGGAGCAAGAGUUUCAGUCCAGCCAAACUAGGUUGUCACAGUGCAGAGAAGAGCUACGGCAAGUCAGCCACCACCGUAACAGACCGGUGAGCGGUAUAUUGCGUGUGUCCUGGUGGAGUCUGUGUGUCAUCCUGGUCCUCUUCAUCCUCUUUCUUCUUCUGCUAGUUGUGGGUGGAGCUACUGUGCUGUGGCUGUGGCAUCUACCUUCCAGGGAGCAAAUGGAGGACCUCCACUCUGACAUUGGGAGACGAAUUGAAGAUUAUUUCAUGCAAAUGACCUCCCCCAAAAACCCAGGCUGUUUUAGGCCAUUUUGACCAAGUUACAUUUGGAGAGUAGUAGUCCUUUUGUCUGCAAAUGUGUUGCUUGUUGGGCUUGGCGUACCUUGUGUUUGGAUGUGUGUGAUAGAAUAGAUGAGGGGCGUGUACGAUACAGCCUCGGUUCCCAAAGUGCGGUACGAGUACCCCUAGGGGUACGCAGAUUGCCUUAGGGGGUACGUGAAUAAAAAUUAACUACAUUAGUGCCGAACACUGAGAUUUAUGUAAUGCCUCAUGUGAACAGCCACAGCCAGUUGUUGUGUGUGCAUCAGAUGAACAAAUAAGUACGUUUGAUGACGCCGUUGUGCAUUAAAAGUGUUUAAUCUUGAAGAUUUUUCAAGAUCAUUUCUAUUGAUUGCUAAAUGAGAUCUGUCUUCUUACGUGGUGCUGUGACUAAUCAGUGUGUUUUGUGAGCUGUCAUUUGUUUUUUGACUGGAUGCACUGUCUUUGUUAGAAAGCUCCCAGUUUUGCACAUGUAAGUACAUGUAUGCUUUCGCAAAUAAUGUUUCUACUACUUUGUUUGGCGGCCCUUGAACACACCAUGUGUGACGCAGACUGAGACUCACAGUAUGUGUAUGACUUUCUCCAACGCUGCACAGACAGACGUGUAUUUUCUAUUCUUUCUUUCACGUCGUCCUUGUUCACAAAUGAUAAUACUGUGUGUAAAUGUCACAGAAGUGAGCUUUAGUAAUGUCAGCUGUGUGCUACUGUGCAUUUGCUUGGUGCAUAAUCUCAUGCUAUAUGCUCAUAUGUCCAUUUGGCUCAGUUAUAAAGCUUGUAUUGAAUUCAUGACCUUAUUGAUUUCUGUACGUUAUGUGCCUUUGUUUUCAUAAUUAUUUUUAGUUAUGUUUACAUGUAACAUUAGCAUUGUACUGAUUAUUUACAAAGCACAGCUUGUCACCACGUGUUAUAAAUAAAUUCACUAAACAGAAGACAAACCUGCCAGGGAAUAUCUUACCCCUCUAAUACCCUCUCCCUUUUAAAUUAGUAGCCUAUGUGAGCAGUUGAAAACCAAGACACGGGAUUUUUUAAAUAUGUCAUCAUUUAUAAUAUAUUUAAUAAUAUAUCAAAGAUGUUUCAUUGUAUGGUUUAUGUUUUUUAAGUGAGUAGAGGGUACAUGACUUCCAGUCUGAUGUUUAAAGGGGUACGGGACUGUGAAAA